Geodia barretti is the source of this 4858-nucleotide messenger RNA. The record is from the annotation of a GenBank genome assembly. NCBI's taxonomy places the organism in Eukaryota, Metazoa, Porifera, Demospongiae, Tetractinellida, Geodiidae.
GGAAACCAUCGUAUUCAGAUCUUCAACUAAUGACACAACCAUCCCACCUGUAGAUGACUUCAUGGAAAUAUAUUACUUACUAUGCACCGAAUACAUACGCACAUUGUGUAUAUACACCAUACUUAUUCAUGCCUUUAGUAUUUUCUGCUCUUUUGCUAUAACUUGGCCAUUUUUUAUGUGCAAAAAAUCUUGUAAUACAAUAUAGAUUUUUUAAUCUUCAGCUAACUGAUUUUUGAUCUUUGGUACGCAAGCAGCAGAGCACUGUGGCAAUCGUUAUAUGGCGUAUAGUACUCUGCCUUCUCCCACCCAUUCUUCCCCUUCUCAGCAACUGAAACAGGAUCUUCUGUCCCAACUGGGCACACCGGAAAAGACGGGAGAGAGGAGGGAGGGAGAGGAUCUGACCAAGACACUACUGGAACACGUAGUCAAACUAAAGAUGGAGCUGGCCAGUGUGAAAGAGGAGAACGAGAGACUGCAGAACGUGAGGUCCAACAUGGAUAAUGAGAUUCACGAGCUCACGGAGAACCUUUUCGAGGAGGCCUACAAGAUGGUGGACGAGGCAAAAGGAGGGAAGGUUUCCGCUGAAAAGCGGCUGGCCGACGCAGCCGGCAAGAUGGACGCCAUGGAAACGGAGAUGUCCACCCUCAAGCGCAUCAUGCAGUCUUCGCAGAACCCGCCGCAGGCUCGUUCCGUCUCCAAGACGACAGGGGCUUCCCUGAAUACCCUCCAUCUUCCCCAGUCUCACUCUCCCUCUCAAAAACACAUCAAGAGAUCCAGCAUCAAACGCGCCGUCCACAAAAUUCAGAAGCGAACAGGUUUGGCAGCGCCCAAGUCCCCCAGUACAUCUGCCAGCAGAUUGCCGCCAAUUCAACCACUGAUUGACCAAGAGGAGUAUGCCCAGUUUCACCGCUGGAUAAAGAGUCUUUCUCUCUCCUCUCCUCUCUCUCCUUCCUCUCCCUCCACCCCCACCCCCACCUCCUCCUCUUCCCCCCACACCUACCUGACGUCAAUCAUUGAUCAAGACGUCCGUCCAUGCCUCUCCUUCAAAAACACCGAGUUAUCGCAGCGGGUUCUACAGGCUGUCCAAGACAACUAUGUCACGAUGGAGGCUCUGCAAACGUCGACCAGCAGCAACGGUCACCCGGGCCACGUGCGCUCCUCCAGUUUACCUCCGGAGGGAGUGUUGUGUGCUCUGUGUGAGGCGAAAGAGAGAGACUGCACCCACAGACUGAGACUGGGAGAGGCCAAAGAGUGGCUCUACAUCUCACAGAGCUGCAGAGACAGGGUGGCAGCCGUGUGCGAUUUCUUCAUGCACAUCAGUCACAUACAGAAAGGAAUCAUAAAGGCAGACACUACAAAGCUCUACUGGGAAGUGGCCAGACUGCGUGGCCUGAUGCAGCUGUCUCGUUACUCCCUCUCCCUCCCUCCUGACCUCCCACAGACACCUCAUGGGAAGGGAGAGGGGGGAGGGAGGGGAGGGAGAGGGGAGAGAGAGAUCUGGGUCCUUACCAGAUGGACACUGUCCAGUACAGCGUUUCCAAGACAACACCGGCACAAUCGUUCCUUUUCCUCCGCCCGCUCUGGGAGACUGUCUCCUUAUGGCUCUGAGGGUCAUUCAUCGCCAUCUGAUGUUGGGUCACUGUACCAGGACUCUUCCUUCUCUGCAGAUCUCCAUCUCGUUGCUGAGAAGAUCGAGGACCAGGUCACCUGUGGGAUAUGUCUGGAGCCCUACAAACAGCCGAGGCUGCUCAAGUGUUUCCACGUGUAUUGCGAGCAGUGCCUGCAACGUCUGCGCUGCACAGAAUUCCAUCAGGAAUGGGAGGAAUUCAAAACCCACGAGAUUAUCGACCUGGACACCUUGACUGGAGACGUGACCACCCUCGUUCCUCCUCUCAAGAAGACUCUGUUUUGCUCCAAACACCAGGAAACAAAGGCAGACCUCUACUGCGAGACAUGCGACGAGUUGAUAUGUCGAGACUGCAUCGUUCGUGUUCAUCGCGACCACCAGUACGAUCUGGUGCCCGAGUCGUUUGCCAAGCAAGAGAAAGUGAUCGUGGACUCUCUCAAGCCAGUGGAAGAACAGAUUGCUACGUUAGAAAGAGCCGUUGAGUCGGUGGACACUCAGUGUGCUGCAGUUGUAGAACAGAAGACGGCUGUGGUGGCAGAGAUCCGCACUGCCAGGGCACACCUGCGACAAGCUCUUGAGGCGAGGGAGACAGAGCUGGUGGGUCAAGCAGAGCAGACGGCACAGCAGAAACUGAAGACCUUGGCAGCGCAGCGAGACGGGUUUGAACUGCAACUGGGCCAGCUGAGGAGCUGCCAGGACUUUGUGGAGGAGAGCCGACGUACUUGCAGCCAGGGGGAGAUUCUGAGGAUGAAGAGUCCUCUCGUAAAGCAAGUCAACGACCUGACAGGCAGCUUCAAGCCAGAGACAUUGGCUCUUGCCGAGCAAGCCGACAUGGUGUUUGCUCACAGUCUGCCUGAACUGAUGAAGAUUUGCCAGCAGUUUGGUAAGGUGUACUGUCAUCUAGUGUGCCCUGAGAAGUGUCGAGCCUCGGGUAAAGGAAUCAGGGUAGCCACGAGAGGGCAAACUGUGGCUGUCUCUGUAGAGGCUUUAGAUAGGGAGGGAGAAGCCUACCUCAGACCUGUAGACAGCUUGAGGUGUGAGCUAGUUGCUAGCGAUGGCAGCAGUCGAGUCAGGGGCACUGCAAAGAGAAGAAAUCGGAACAUCUACGACAUCAGCUACCAGCCUCAGGUCACUGGAGAACAUCAACUACACAUUCUAAUAGAAGAGCACCCGAUCUUGAACAGUCCGUUCACUGUCACCGUUCUAUCCAACUUCACUGCCCCAGCCAACAUCAUUAGAGGCCUCGAUAUGCCAUGGGGUAUAGCUGUCAGGGAGGGAGGGGAGGUGGUGGUAGCCGAAUAUGGUGGUGAAUGUGUAUCAAUCAUCAGUGGUAAUGGAGAGAAGAAAUCAUUUGGUACUCAUGGCUCAGGUCCUGGUCAGUUCAACAGUCCUGAAGGUAUAGCAAUAGACAAUGGAGGAAGCAUUCUUGUGGCUGACUUUAGCAACCAUCGUAUUCAGCAGUUGUCAUCCACUGGCAAACACCUCAGAACAGUCGGUACCCGGGGCAGUGGACCUCUUCAGUUCCAGGAUCCAGCAGGCAUUACAGUUCAUCCUCACACUGGCAAGGUGUAUGUUGCUGACUGUGACAACCACAGAAUUCAGGUUCUGAACUCCGACCUCACAUACUCCAGUAGUUUUGGUAGGAAAGGCUCUAACAAUGGAGAGUUCAAUGAGCCUUACGACAUAUCUACUGACAGAGAAGGCAAUGUGUAUGUAGCUGACAGUGACAACCACAGAAUCCAGGUCUUCACAGGCGAUGGAGUCUACUUGAGGCAGUUUGGGAAGAAGGGAGAAGGAGAGGGAGAACUAAACGGGCCAGUCAGUAUUGCUAUUGACUCUGCCAAUGUAGUGUAUGUUGGUGAACUGGGAACAAUCGUAUAUCAAUAUUCUCUACUGAUGGAGAGUUUAUCAAGUCAUUUGGAAGAAAGGGAAAAGCAACUGAAACAGGAUCUUCUGUCCCAACUGGGCACACCGGAAAAGACGGGAGAGAGGAGGGAGGGAGAGGAUUUGACCAAGACACUACUGGAACACGUAGUCAAACUAAAGAUGGAGCUGGCCAGUGUGAAAGAGGAGAACGAGAGACUGCAGAACGUCAGGUCCAACAUGGAUAAUGAGAUUCACGAGCUCACGGAGAACCUUUUUGAGGAGGCCUACAAGAUGGUGGACGAGGCAAAAGGAGGGAAGGUUUCCGCUGAAAAGAGGCUCGCCGACGCAGCCGGCAAGAUCGACGCCAUGGAAACGGAGAUGUCCACCCUCAAGCGCAUCAUGCAGUCUUCGCAGAACCCGCCGCAGGCUCGUUCCGUCUCCAAGACGACAGGGGCUUCCCUGAACACCCUCCAUCUUCCCCAGUCUCACUCUCCCUCUCAGAAACACAUCAAGAGAUCCAGCAUCAAACGAGCCGUCCACAAAAUUCAGAAGCGAACAGGUUUGGCAGCGCCCAAGUCCCCCAGUACAUCUGCCAGCAGAUUGCCGCCAAUUCAACCACUGAUUGACCAAGAGGAGUAUGCCCAGUUUCACCGCUGGAUAAAGAGUCUUUCUCUCUCCUCUCCUCUCUCUCCUUCCUCUCCCUCCACCCCCACCCCCACCUCCUCCUCUUCCCCCCACACCUACCUGACAUCAAUCAUUGAUCAAGACGUCCGUCCAUGCCUCUCCUUCAAAAACACCGAGUUAUCGCAGCGGGUUCUACAGGCUGUCCAAGACAACUAUGUCACGAUGGAGGCUCUGCAAACGUCGACCAGCAGCAAUGGUCACCCUGGCCACGUGCGCUCCUCCAGUUUACCUCCGGAGGGAGUGUUGUGUGCUCUGUGUGAGGCGAAAGAGAGAGACUGCACCCACAGACUGAGACUGGGAGAGGCCAAAGAGUGGCUCUACAUUUCACAGAGCUGCAGAGACAGGGUGGCAGCCGUGUGCGAUUUCUUCAUGCACAUCAGUCACAUACAGAAAGGAAUCAUAAAGGCAGACACUACAAAGCUCUACUGGGAAGUGGCCAGACUGCGUGGCCUGAUGCAGCUGUCUCGUUACUCCCUCUCCCUCCCUCCUGACCUCCCACAGACACCUCAGUAGGGAGAAAAUCUCCGCCCCUCCCUCUCGCCCACUUCCGCCCCGCCCCCUCUGUGACUUUAUCACACCAGUGACUUAUUGCUUAUUCAACUAAUAAAAUUAUGUUUAUAAUUAUGGCACAGACAUAAUAAUUAUUUUCUUUUUCAAAUCUGAUCACCUUUUUUCUGGCUG